Messenger RNA from Aspergillus viridinutans, 1224 nucleotides. RefSeq lists its product as uncharacterized. The coding region runs from base 1 to 1224 and encodes 407 amino acids. The transcript is spliced from 2 exons. NCBI's taxonomy places the organism in Eukaryota, Fungi, Ascomycota, Eurotiomycetes, Eurotiales, Aspergillaceae. The record is from RefSeq and is a predicted model, not a curated record.
AUGGCGGUCGUCUCCAAGAUGUCAGAGGGAGGCAACGAACUUCAGGAAGAGCCCAUCAGCGAGGAACUUUAUCAGCCCGAGAGAGAACUCCAGCAGGUGGAGCGUAACCAGAGCAUUAGGGAGACCCGUUCCAAUCGCACUCGGCAUCAGCCAGAGUACGCAGCUUGGCCGACGGCUUCCUUCAACGAGCGCCUCAGUCCUUACACCAGCGAGCAGAACUCUGAUUUCGACCUGUACUCAGUCAGGGAACCGAUCGGCUCAGGCAGGGGACGGAUCCCAGUUCCCCCGGCUGGACCCCCUCCGCCAUAUCCUUACGACGAGGAAGUUGAGCAUAGCAGAGGUGUCUCGCGUGGUUCGAACUCGAACAGAGAAACUCCUGCCAGGCGCUUUUGGAAUCGUCUUCGUCGACCUGAGCGCAGGGUUCCACCUGUGGACAACGUCCCUCGUCUGACUGGACAGCAGGCUCGUGCCACGAGUGACGCCCGUGAGCCUCCGCCAUACUCUCUAUUUGAGCCCUCUGGACAGAAUCACGAAGACGACGAGAGUGACUUCAAUGAAAUCAUUCAACUUGUGAGACCUGGACUCUCCUACGGCGACGAUCCUACCUUGGAUGAAUUCUGUCGCCUUAUGAUAGCUGGACGGCGUCAGCAGAGCAAUCAGUCAGCACCAGCGCGGAACCUUGCAGACAACGACAACGACGCUGACAUCAGUCAGUACUUUCAAUUUGUGAGCACUGAACGGCACCCGGAGAGCAACCAGCCAGCAACAGAGCAGAAUCCUGCAGGCAACGACAACGACGGUGACUUUAGUCAGUACUUUCAGCUUGUGAGCACUGAACGGCACCCGGAGAGCAACCAGCCAGCAGCAGAGCAGAAUCCUGCAGGCAACGACAACGACGGUGACUUUAGUCAGUACUUUCAGCUUGUGAGCUCUGAACAGCAUCCAGAGAGCAAUCAGAAUCAGCCAGGUGCAAGUGCAAUAGAAGAUCUCCAAGGAGACCCUGAGCUCCCUCCAUACUCCCCAUCCGAAGAAUACGAAGGACAGCUGGAAGUCGACCCGUGGGAUGGACAAGACCCGUGGGAGUUCUAUCUAGCUGCUAUCGAGGCUGCUCAGAAUCCGCCGGAUGGCCAGCCAAGACCAUUCCCUGACAUGUGGGAGGUGCAUCUAGAGUGGCUUCGCACUAUUGAGCGCAAUCGUGCCCCGGUAAACAGAGCCGCACCCUGA